This is a messenger RNA of Arabidopsis arenosa, 526 nucleotides long. The record is from the annotation of a GenBank genome assembly. Lineage: Eukaryota; Viridiplantae; Streptophyta; Magnoliopsida; Brassicales; Brassicaceae.
UUCUCACAAGCCACAUAAACACCAAUCACACAUCUCAAUAAAAAAAAAAUCAGAGACUUCUAGAUCCUUCGUCUUCUUCUCUUGCAAAUUCCUCUACCUGAAUCUUCCAAUAUUUGUAUAUCGAUCAUGAUCUCUGUUGUAAUCAUCGCUGAGUUACUAGUGGAGUACACGGCGGCUCUCGCGAAACUCACCGCCGGGAUUCUUCCAUCGAGACGGCGAGGCGAUAGUAACGUUGUACGGAUUGGUGGUUUCUCUCUGCCUUGUCCUUCUCCGUCGAGCAGUAAUAGAUCGUCGCCGAUUCCAGAUUUCUCUUCUCAUCUCGUUGAUUUCUGAUCUGUGUAGACCACGAAAACGAUUUUGAAUUUUGAUUUCGGAUUUUCUUCUCUUUUUGAUCUAAUCGAAGAUUGGACGGCUGAGAUUUUUCCACGUGUGUCUCUUCUGUCUUUUAUCUCUUCCUCUGGAUUUUGAAUCGCUUAGAGCUUUGUAAAUCUGUAUCGAAAUUUAAUAAUAGAGAUUAUAAUGUUUU